ACCUAUGACAACCAGCUAACGAGCAGCAAAGAAUGAGUAAAGCUGGUAAAAAGAAAGCAAAGAAAGGAGGAAAGAAAGGCAAAAAGAAAGACGGUGAUGACUUUGAGCUAAGUAUAGAGGAAAAAUUCAAAAAGACCUCACAAGAAGUUGGUUAUCUCAAAGAGCAGCUUGCUGAAAGACAAGAAUAUGCUCGUCGCUCAAAAGCAACAGAAGAAGCAAUGAGAGAAAGGUUAAUAGUCACUAAAGCAAUUGUAGAGGAAGAGAAAGUCAACAAGAAAGACAUCAGCUUUGAUCUGACGCGUCAAUACAAAACGCUCCAGCUACAAAGUGAAACAAAGAUACUAGCACUAGAAGAAACCAUAAAGAAACUAACUAGCGAAUUGCAGACAACAAAGCAGACACUGACUGAAGUGACUAGACAGAGGGAUAAGUUAAAAGAAGAGAAAGAGGUUGAAGUUGCAGCAUUGAAUAAUCAGUUGUCAUUCUUGAAGAAAUCAUACGAAACUAUAAUACAGGAUGCAAUGGACAGUUUAGCUGUUCAAAUGGAGGAUAGCAGAGGUCAGUGGGACAUUGAAAGUCAGACUCUGGACAGUGAAAUACAAAAUGUUCUUGUGAAAUUUGGAACACCAGACAUCCACACGAAACCACUUAAAUAAUCACAUCUAAAACUUUACUGCAUGCUUUAUUGUAUAAUUUACAUGCUAAGAUUGUUAUUGUUUACUUUAAGUCAGUCAAUGUUAA
Messenger RNA from Amphimedon queenslandica, 741 nucleotides. RefSeq lists its product as uncharacterized. Bases 33 to 656 code for a protein of 207 amino acids. Lineage: Eukaryota; Metazoa; Porifera; Demospongiae; Haplosclerida; Niphatidae. The transcript has 4 exons. The record is from RefSeq and is a predicted model, not a curated record.